GUGGUUCGGUUCUCGCUUGCCUUCUUCCACUCCCUGAAGAAUAUUCGACCUUUUCUCGAAAAACUCGAGAAUAUUAUCAUGAAAAAGCCUACGUAAGCUCGGAUAUAGAUUUAUUUAUCUAUGGAUUGGAUGAAGAGGCAGCGAAACAAAAAAUGCUUCAUAUUUAUAAUGUCGUCGCGGAUAAUGUUCCAUGGGAGGUCACAUGUGUUCGAGCAAAGAGUUGUGUAUCUAUUAUUAGUCAAUAUCCAUAUCGUCAUAUUCAGAUCGUUUUACGGUUGUAUCAAUCUCCUUCUGAAAUCUUGACCGGAUUUGAUGUUGAUUGUUGCUCUGUUGGAUUUGAUGGAGAAAACGCGUGGGCAUUACCAAGAGCGCACCAGGCCAUCACAAAACAAUGCAAUGUAGUCGAUUUGACACGGCGUUCACCUUCAUAUGAAAUGCGAUUAGCCAAGUAUACGGAGCGUGGUUUCGAAAUCAAAGUUCCAUCAUUGGAUCAUUCUCGAAUCGAUCCUACUAUUUACGAUCGCAGUUUUGAGAAAUUGCAUGGACUUGCUCGUUUACUCGUUCUGGAAAGAUUAGCUACUCCAGAUUUCAGAUUCAGAUACCUGGAGGAGAAAAGAGAAUGUUCAUUAAGACCAAAACAUUCAAAAGCAGGAAUUUAUGCAUCAAGAAGUUGGUCAAGAUCGCAAAAUUUGCGGCGCAGCAAAUUCGAAAACAGCGACUAUGAGACUGUUCAACUACCAUAUGGUGAAAGAUUUAAUGCGAAACGUAUCAAAAAGCUUAUAUAUAAGAAAGAUAUGGUGAUGAAUUCUCAUUGGAAUCAAAAGACUCGUAAACGGAUUCUUCAUCGGCAUCCUUGCUUUUUUGGCACAAUGGAACAAGUGUUCAAUGACUGUUGUGGGACAUGUCCUGAUCCAAGAACGCCUGAGGAAAAAGAACUUCAAGAAGAGGAGGAUAAAAUUUUCGUGAGAGGAGAAAUUUCCUUUAUCAAAGACGAUCCAGGACGCCAAGCAAUUGGUAGUUUCCAUCCACUUACGGAGGACGAUUGGACCGAAGAAGCAUUUAUUAGGCCUGUUCGUGAAGAUUUAUGUGUUGUAUCCGCUAAAGGCAAUCUUGAAAAAAUUAAGAAAGCGUUAGUUGAAGAAAAAGUGGAUGUAAAUGCCCGUGACUAUCUUGGUAGAACUCCUUUGCAAUUGGCUGUUAUGGGCGGAUUUACAGAUGCUGUUGCUCUACUGCUAGCUCAUGACGCAAGAAUCACUGCCAGAAUGUCGGAUGGCCGAACAGCGGUGCAUGUCGCUGCUAUGCUUGGCUUUAUGGAUAUUCUUGAGCUCUUGUUCAAGAAAAGUGAUAUCAAUAAAAAAAAAGCAGAAAAGCGAGAUUUGAAAGAAACAUUAGCUGAAACAGAAUCGCAAUUGGUAUCACUUGCGUGGGAUCAUCAAUUUACUCCUCUAGAAUAUGCUAUUUUAUUUGGUCGAUUAGAAAUUGCAAAGCUAUUAAUCAAGUAUGGCGCGAACGUUAAGCGUCCUAUCAAGUUUAGCGGGCUACCAAUUGUUUAUAAUAAUUAUUACUCAAGUAAGAAAGUAUAUUUUCCUUUGAGUUUGUCGAUGUUGACUAGAGAUCAAGGAAUGGGGUUGAAAAUCGCGACUUUAUUAUUAGAAAAUGGAGCUAUGACUUCACAA
Messenger RNA from Ambispora leptoticha, 1676 nucleotides. The record is from the annotation of a GenBank genome assembly. NCBI's taxonomy places the organism in Eukaryota, Fungi, Glomeromycota, Glomeromycetes, Archaeosporales, Ambisporaceae.